UCAGACAUGGCCACAGCCAUGGAGCCAUAGGUGAUCAAAUCAAUCAGUUGGGUCUGUUGGGUGGGUGGGGGGAAGACUCGAGUCGUCUCCAUUUCUCACAUGAGUCUCCUACAUAGCGCUUAGCAAGCGUGCGAGUGUGCCUAUCUCAGCUAGGAUGUACAAUCAGAUCAGUGGAGCAGAAGCUUAGCUGAAGGCAUUAAGAUUGAAUCAAGAUGGCGGAUCCAGUGAGUAGCUUGAAGCAUAUCACGCAGAUGGCUCUGAAGAUCAAGGAGGCGGUGGACACGGUUCGGAGAAACAAGGAGGAUUGCCUUCAGAUCAGAAGGCGAGUAGUCAGAGUGAGUGAUAUCCUCUCGCAGCUGCAGGAAACGGGAAACAUCAUGAGCAAUCCGGCAAUGAGCGCCGCGCUGGAGGAUCUCUCCGAGACGCUCCGCCACGCCCACACGCUGGUGGUCUCCUGCCAGGAGAAGAGCGUCAUGUGCCUCCUCUGCGCGGCUACCGCGCUCUCCAAGAAGCUGCGUCGGGUGAACGAUGACAUCUCGGAUCAGAUGAUGGUGGGGAUCUUUGUGACCACCGUCCACACUACCAUUGCUCUGAGCCAAAUUCAAGGCGAUGCCCAACAUGAUGUAAUAUAUGCUCUUCCCCGUACAGAAAUAACCGACGACAUCGAAGCAACGCUUCCGAAAAAGGAAGAGCCUAAGCCGCCAUCACCACCAAGGGAAGCUGAACCAGAACCCGAGCCACCACUUCCACCACCAGAGGAACCAACACCCCUAGUGCGAAACGAACCAUCGCCCGCUCCCACACCGGAGAAACCAGAGGCUACUCAGGUAGUAGAGUGCCAUCCAUCACCAGAAAGGAAAUCCACAUACACUGCCCCACAAGAGAAACCAGAGGCUACUUUGGUAGUAGAGUGCCAUCCGUCACCAGAAAGGAAAUCCACAUACCCUGCCCCACCGGAGAAACCAGAGGCUACCAUGGUAUUAGAAUGCUAUCCAUCAUCAGAAGAGGAACCCACACCCCCUCUGUCACCACAGAUAGGAGAAGUGCGAGCAGAGGAUAGUGGCUUUCACUACCGUACUGCUAGGGGCGAAUGUAAGGGGCGAUGCGGAAAAUACCGGUAUUCAAGAACAAGUAGCGCAUCAAGCAUGGCAUCAUCACGGCCCAUUUCAGGAAAGCAGAAAUUUCAAAAACGGACCUUAAUGAAGUUAGGUUUUUCUGAGAUGGAGAUUGCUACACAUCACUUUGCAACAAGAAUUGGCCAAGGUGGUUCUGCUACUUUUUACAAGGGUGUGUUACGUGAUGGGCUCGAGGUUGCCAUCAGGAAACAUGAAAAUGCGCAUCCUAAUCGAUAUGACGACAAGCCGGAAAUGCAUCGUUUGAUUCAUCUCUGCUCAAUGCUUGAACACAAAAAUAUAGUUAAGGUCCUGGGAUAUUGCGAUGAAAACAGGGGAGUUGAUUUGUCCAACGAAAAUACGCCAAAAGAAGUCGUUGGUGCAAAAGAAGAAUUUCUGUUGUUGGUCGAAGAAUAUAUGGCCAAUGGAAACUUAAGCAACUUCAUCUAUGGGGAGCAGCUUGACUGGUCCUCCCGGUUCCAAAUAAUUCAAGGGAUAACUCUGGGAAUUAUUUACCUUCACACACACUCUGGGAAACCUACUAUAGUCCAUCUGGACCUGAAACCAGACAACAUCCUCCUGGAUUCAGACAUGAACCCUAAGAUUGGUGAUUUUGGACUAGCUAAAGUGCUAGAAGAUGAUGAGAUUAAUGCAAGCGUUCGUGGAACAUUGGGCUAUAUGCCUCCAGAAUAUAUUGUUGAAGGUGUUAUCUCGGUAAAGAAUGAUGUCUACGGUUUUGGCGUAACACUGCUUGAGACCAUUAGCGGAAUGAGCAAGUCUGGACGAGAUACUCGUCAUCAAGCUUCGAUUGAGUGGGCAUGGGGAAAACGGAACUCUGGAGUAAUGAACAAGUUAUUCGAUCCCUCACUGUGUGACAACUCUCAACUGAAAGAGAUAAAGAGAUGCAUUGAGAUUGGACUGCUCUGCACCCAGAAGAAACUCACGGACCGGCCAACCAUGCCAGAUGUUCUUCAAAUGCUACAGGGCACGAAGAAGGUUCCAACCCCCAAGCAACCAGGCUACAUCAAACGAGUACGGGAAGCAGAACGUUAUAAACAAGUGUAGGCAGAACGUCUGUAAGAUGGCACAACAAGAUUGGAAGAAAUAGACCAACCAAAGAGGGGCGAAUGGUUAUAGUCCUCAAAAACCAAAAAUUUUAGCGGAACUAAAAGUUACCCACGAAAAUGAUGGAGAUCGGUUUGACCGGUGCGAUGCUGCUGGUCCGACCGCCGAUGUCAUGCCUAUUGGACUGCCGAACUUGAGCAAACACAGAUGUAAGAGCUCUAAUGUACAUUGAAAUUUUAUUACUUCUAUUUGUGGUUAAAAAAUGCAACAACAACGCUCUCAAAA
Messenger RNA from Oryza sativa Japonica Group (Japanese rice), 2462 nucleotides. Its product is annotated as G-type lectin S-receptor-like serine/threonine-protein kinase At1g61480. Gene Ontology annotation, cellular component: plasma membrane. Gene Ontology annotation, biological process: protein phosphorylation; cell surface receptor signaling pathway. Gene Ontology annotation, molecular function: ATP binding; protein serine/threonine kinase activity. The record is from RefSeq and is a predicted model, not a curated record. Lineage: Eukaryota; Viridiplantae; Streptophyta; Magnoliopsida; Poales; Poaceae.